CCUUCAGCCCUCUUGCUCUCUAUAUAAACACAACACUAAGCUCAUAUUAGGCUCUGUCUGACGUCUCUCCCUCUCUCUCGCUCGCUCUCUCUCUCUCUCUCUCCCUCCCUCCCUCUUUCUCAUAUAUACUCCACAGACACCCAUUGAAGCGAAAUUCGAAGGGGAGAAGAAUCCUUAGAGAAAGAGCCAUCCAGGAUUCGGACACCUUGUAUUGGGCACAAUGGAGGGGGGUCAUUCAAAAGCCGAUAAGACGGAGUUCACAGAAUGUUGGCGGACGACUUGGAAGACGCCAUACAUCAUGAGACUCGCCCUCUCUGCUGGGAUCGGAGGGCUACUCUUCGGAUACGAUACAGGUGUUAUCUCCGGUGCACUACUGUACAUUCGGGAGGACUUCCAACAGGUUGAUAAGAAGACAUGGCUACAGGAAACUAUUGUGAGUAUGGCAGUUGCGGGAGCCAUCAUCGGAGCUGGAGUUGGAGGGUGGAUGAACGACAGGUUUGGGCGGAAAAUGUCAAUCUUGUCAGCCGAUGUAGUUUUCUUCAUUGGCGCUAUAGUCAUGGCAAUUGCCCCAGCACCAUGGGUGAUCAUCGUCGGGAGAAUACUUGUCGGCUUAGGUGUCGGGAUGGCCUCGAUGACUGCACCUCUCUAUAUCUCAGAGGCUUCUCCUGCGAGGAUCCGUGGUGCUCUUGUCAGCACGAAUGGAUUCCUCAUCACAGGAGGACAGUUCUUGUCUUACCUUAUCAAUCUUGCCUUCGUUCAUGUGAAAGGCACUUGGCGUUGGAUGCUUGGGGUAGCAGGGCUUCCUGCCUUGAUUCAGUUCGUUCUAAUGAUAUUUCUCCCCGAGUCUCCUCGGUGGCUCUAUAGAAAGGAUAGGAAAGAGGAAGCAAGGGCAAUCUUGGAGAAAAUCUACCCACCACACGAGGUAGAGGAAGAGAUGAGGGCCCUGGAAGAGUCGGUUGAAGCUGAGAAGGCCGAUGAGAGUGCUGUUGGGGAAAGCAUGGUUGCAAAGGUGAAGGGGGCAUUCAGCAACCCAAUGGUGCGCAGGGCACUCUACGCGGGUAUCGCAGUACAGGUGGCCCAGCAGUUUGUGGGCAUCAACACCGUCAUGUACUACAGCCCAACAAUAGUCCAGUUUGCCGGCUUUGCAUCCAACAAGACAGCACUGGCCCUCUCCCUCAUCACCUCAGGCCUCAACGCCAUUGGGUCCAUUGUGAGCAUGUGCUUCGUGGAUCGAUUUGGGAGGAGGAGGCUCAUGAUCAUAUCAAUGUUUGGGAUUAUCACCUGCCUUGUGGUCUUAUCAGGCGUGUUCUGGCAGGCUUCCGAGCAUGCCCCUAAGAUCAGUAAUGUCGAGUCUCUCCACUUUGGAGGCAACUCUACCUGCUCAGCUUAUGCAACUGCUGUGGAUGCAUCGUCAUGGAACUGCAUGUCAUGCUUAGAGGCAAAGUGUUCAUUCUGCGCCAAUGGAGCAAGUGAGUACCAACCGGGAGCUUGCCUCGCUUCGUCAAAGGACAUAAGGUCCAUGUGCAGAGGGGAGCACCGGACAUACUUUGAGAAUGGGUGCCCCAGCAAGUUUGGAUUCCUCGCAGUGGUCCUCCUUGGCCUCUACAUCGUCUCAUAUUCUCCUGGUAUGGGGACUGCGCCGUGGAUUGUCAACUCGGAGAUUUACCCUCUCAGAUACAGAGGAACCGGGGGAGGGAUCGCUGCAGUCUCCAACUGGUGCUCGAACCUGAUCGUGAGCGAGACCUUCCUCACCCUAACAGAGGCUCUGGGCUCUGCGGGCACCUUCCUCCUAUUCGCUGGCUUCUCGCUCCUUGGGCUCAUCGCGAUCUACUUCCUGGUGCCAGAGACAAAGGGUCUUCAGAUCGAGGAGGUCGAGAAGGUGCUGCAAGAAGGGUACAAGCCCAAACUUUUCAGGGGGAAGAAAAACGCCAAGGGUGUAAAUGCUGCUUGAUAGUCUAUUGCUAUUUUAAUCAAAGGGACCCAACUGGUAAAUGGAUUGUUUUGUCCUUCGAGUUUGAUUUGUUUCUUGGCUGCAUAGAAUAACUGCCGGAGAGCUGCUUAAGCUUGUCCAUUUUCGGCUUUCCGGUACAAUUUUUUUUUAACAAACUCUUAACGGCAAACUUUCUGGAACGGAAACCUAGUGUGCGUGUAUAUAUAUAUAUAUAUAUAUGUAUAUAUAUUCUUUUUGGGAUA
This is a messenger RNA of Punica granatum (pomegranate), 2193 nucleotides long. Lineage: Eukaryota; Viridiplantae; Streptophyta; Magnoliopsida; Myrtales; Lythraceae. The record is from RefSeq and is a predicted model, not a curated record.